ACAAGCAACGUGAGAGAAGCUCGUGUAGAGGUGCGAAAAGCUGGGAGCGCAGGGCUGGGACCUCGCAAGGGAGGGUGCGGGCGGGAGCCCGCCUCGCGAGCCCGGGCCACGGCCGCUUCUCCCGACCGUGACUGGGACCCGGGCAGGGAAGGUCGCUACAAAGCCUGCCAGGGCGAACCGAGGGCAGCUUUGUGGGGAGCCAUGCCAGGAAGCUUGGGAACCGUGAGCCACAAGAGAACCGCGUUGUUUUUUGAAUGUUUUGCACGCAGUCAGAGGAAGUCUGGCUCAUCCGAGUCGGCCAGCCGAGCACAUCUGGAAGUGGUUUCUGGGGCCGCCCCUCUCUGCCAGCGCAACUCCUGGGUUCCCAGCACAGAGGUGGAAGAAAUCCGAGACGCUCCAAAGUCAACGCAAGCAAAGGGGAGUGCGGGUCGGGGAGGAAUAUUAAUUUGGAAACUUAAUAUUGGCCUUGGGGCUCUCCAGCCCUUUGGGACUUCCAAUGGGAUCUUAGAAGCAGCAGAAGCAUCGUGAGGGCGGCAGCCCAGGGCCAGCCACGAUUUGAACGCUCUGCCUUGCAGCUCUUCUGGACCGAGGAGCCCAAAGCCCUACCCUCACCAUUCACCAGGUCCUGUGGGAAGAGCAGUGUGGAGGUGGGCUGAGGUUAGAAGGUGCAGAGUGUGAAAGAAGAUUGUGGGCUGAGUACUGGACAUCUGUUCUUGAAUAGUCCCUGGGCCUGCCAUAGGAAAGGAAGUUCUCCUGGGUUACGGUUCUUAUCUGCGUGAAUACACAUGGCUCUGUUACGAAAAAUUAAUCAGGUGCUGCUGUUCCUUCUGAUCGUGACCCUCUGUGUGAUUCUGUAUAAGAAAGUUCAUAAGGGGACUGUGUCCAAGAAUGAUGCAGAUGAUGAAUCCGAGACUCCUGAAGAACUGGAAGAAGAGAUUCCUGUGGUGAUUUGUGCUGCAGCAGGGAGGAUGGGUGCCACUAUGGCUGCCAUUAAUAGCAUCUACAGCAACACUGACGCCAACAUCUUGUUCUAUGUAGUGGGACUCCGGAAUACUCUGACUCGAAUACGAAAAUGGAUUGAACAUUCCAAACUGAGAGAAAUAAACUUUAAAAUCGUGGAAUUCAACCCGAUGGUCCUCAAAGGGAAGAUCAGACCAGACUCAUCGAGGCCUGAAUUGCUCCAGCCCCUGAACUUUGUUCGAUUUUAUCUCCCUCUACUUAUCCACCAACACGAGAAAGUCAUCUAUUUGGACGAUGAUGUAAUUGUACAAGGUGAUAUCCAAGAACUUUAUGACACCACCUUGGCCCUGGGCCAUGCAGCGGCUUUUUCAGAUGACUGCGAUUUGCCCUCUGCUCAGGAUAUCAACAGACUCGUGGGACUUCAGAAUACAUAUAUGGGCUAUCUGGACUACCGGAAGAAGGCCAUCAAGGACCUCGGCAUCAGCCCCAGCACCUGCUCUUUCAAUCCUGGUGUGAUUGUUGCCAACAUGACAGAAUGGAAGCACCAGCGCAUCACCAAGCAAUUGGAGAAAUGGAUGCAAAAGAAUGUGGAGGAAAACCUCUAUAGCAGCUCCCUGGGAGGAGGGGUGGCCACCUCCCCAAUGCUGAUUGUGUUCCAUGGGAAGUACUCCACAAUUAACCCCCUGUGGCACAUAAGGCACCUGGGCUGGAAUCCAGAUGCCAGAUAUUCGGAGCAUUUUCUGCAGGAAGCUAAAUUACUCCACUGGAAUGGAAGACAUAAACCUUGGGACUUCCCUAGUGUUCACAACGACUUAUGGGAAAGCUGGUUUGUUCCUGACCCUGCAGGGAUAUUUAAACUCAAUCACCAUAGCUGAUAUAACUCUACCCUUAAAAUAUUCCCUGUCUAGAAAUGUGGAAUUGUCUCUUUGUAGCCAACUAUAACAUUGUUCUUUAUGAACAUUACCUUUGAUACAGAUGAGCCACAAUAUAAAAACCAAAAACUACUGUGUGCAAAUUAUACCUUGGACCAUAUAGGCAUUGACUGACUUCUUUAAGUACAUGUGUUAACUAUGGAAAUCGAGAUUAUGUGACUGAAAAACAUAAAGGAACAGACCCAUCUAGAUACCAGUAAUCAAUCUGCUUAAUUCUGAAUAAUAAUUAUAUCCACAAAUUUUUAAAACUUCUAAAUGUAUUUUUCACAUGUAGAUCUUUUUAACAGGUGGCCAAUCUUUUCUUUUAUAAAACUAUUGCAUUUAAAAUAUGGAUGUCUGAAAAAUAAAAUAUUCAUUAUUUUUAUGA
Messenger RNA from Mandrillus leucophaeus (drill), 2259 nucleotides. RefSeq names its product glycosyltransferase 8 domain containing 2 (gene GLT8D2). The transcript is spliced from 12 exons. The record is from RefSeq and is a predicted model, not a curated record. Bases 786 to 1835 code for a protein of 349 amino acids. Gene Ontology annotation, molecular function: glycosyltransferase activity. Lineage: Eukaryota; Metazoa; Chordata; Mammalia; Primates; Cercopithecidae. Gene Ontology annotation, cellular component: Golgi apparatus.